GAGAUUGCUACAAAUAGCCAGAGCUGGAGCUACAGCUCCUCACUCUGUUACCCUCCUCAAUUCAUCCAGCUUAGACCACCAGCCAGCAAGCCGCCACCAUGAGCAAAUCCUAUUCCUCCGCCUCUCAGUCGUCUUCCUCCUACCGCCGCACUUUCGGCUCCGGCAUGUCUCCAUCCGUAGUGCGCAGCGUCUUCCCCGGCCGUGGCUCCUCCAGUGCCUCCCAUAUGUCAUCCCGUGUCUACGAGAUGAGCAAGACCUCCUCGCCCAUCUACUCCAGCUAUCGCUCCUCUUCCAGCUUCGGGCUGCCUUCCUCACGCUAUGCCGGUCUGGGGGAGACCCUGGACUUCAGUCUCGCCGACGCCAUGAACCAGGAUUUCCUCGCUACUCGCACCAAUGAGAAAGCUGAACUCCAGCACCUGAAUGACCGCUUUGCUAACUACAUCGAGAAGGUGCGCUUUCUGGAGCAGCAGAACCAGGCCCUGGUCGUGGAGAUCGAUCGGCUGCGCAGCCGCGAGCCCACACGCAUCGCCGACAUAUACGAGGAGGAGAUGCGGGAGUUGCGCAGGCAGAUUGAGGCUCUGACCAAUCAGAGAUCCCGUGUGGAAGUGGAAAGGGACAACCUGGCAGAUGACCUUCAAAAAAUCAAACUCAGGUUGCAGGAGGAGAUUCAUCUGAAAGAGGAGGCAGAGAGUAAUCUAGUUGCCUUUAGAGCGGAUGUAGAUGCCGCCACACUGGCCAGGCUGGACCUGGAGAGGCGCAUUGAGACUCUGCAGGAGGAGAUCACCUUCCUCAAGAAGAUCCAUGAAGAGGAAAUUCGUGAGCUGCAGGCCCAAAUGCAGGAGACGCAGGUCCAGAUCCAGAUGGACAUGUCCAAGCCAGACCUGACGGCAGCCCUCCGGGACAUCCGGGCCCAGUAUGAGGGCAUCGCUGCCAAGAACAUCGCAGAAGCUGAGGAGUGGUACAAGUCCAAGGUUUCGGAUCUAAACCAGGCCGUCAGCAAGAACAAUGACGCUCUGAGGCAGGCCAAACAGGAUAGUAUGGAGUUCCGCCACCAGAUCCAGUCCUACACCUGUGAGAUCGAUUCUCUGAAGGGCACCAAUGAGUCUCUGAUGAGGCAGAUGCGGGAGAUGGAGGACCGCAUGGGCCGCGAGGCCGGCGGAUACCAGGACACGAUCACUAGGCUGGAGGCUGAGAUCGCCAACAUGAAGGAUGAGAUGGCCAGGCACCUGCGGGAGUACCAGGACCUGCUUAACGUCAAGAUGGCUCUGGAUGUGGAGAUCGCCACCUACAGGAAGCUGCUGGAGGGAGAGGAGAGCAGGAUUGCUAUCCCCAUGCAUGCCUACUCCACGCUGAGCUUCCGAGAGACCAGUCCUGAGCAGCGCUCAUCUGAGCUCCAUUCCAAGAAAACAGUUCUGAUAAAGACCAUCGAGACCCGCGAUGGCGAGGCUAGCUUCAGAUAGAAGAUGGGGGCCCGUAGAGUCGUUGUGUCGUCAGUGAAUCCACACAGCACCAACAGGAUAUAAUGUGAGGCAGGGACGCAAGAAACAGAAAAAAGCAAAAUAAACUGAGCGUCCACUUUCCAAAAUGGUCUUUAUUUAACAGGAAAAGCAUGCAACCUUUAGUGCACAUAUGUAAAUCACUGUCAUAAAAUCAUCACUUGGUAUCAGUAACAGCGAGUAAAGAACAGGAAAUAUGACCAAAGAAAGUCACAGCUGAAUGUGCUACGGCUUGUAUGUGUGUUGAACUCUUAGAAUAUUUAAUAUCUUUCAAUAUUUAAAACCUCUAAUAAAUAUUUAGUCUUCAGAUAACCUAGUUGUGUAGAUUUUAUAUCCGUUUAACUCUAAGACACUAUGUUACACUACAUAAAAUCUGUUUUUUUGUUCUGCACACAAAUGCAAGUGCAAAGUGGAUUAUUGGCUAAUUGGUAUAGAUUCUAAGUGUUUGUUGUUUCAGCCUCAAGGCAGAAUGCCUGUCUUUAGCUGAGGAGUGUCUAACAAGAAUGUCUUUCAGUGCAGAGCAAGAAGCCGCCAACACUGAUCCAGCUUUGAAAGACAGUUAAUAUUUAUCUCCUCUUACAUUCCAGAGGUGAAGCUCUGCUUCUGUUGCCUAAGAUGUCCACUGUGCUUUACAGCAGGUUUAGGAUGGAGGACACAACAGGGCCCCAUGUUCCUGCGGCAUAUUACUCUGCUAUGCCUCCCAACAUACUGGGUAUAAGAAUGAAUACGGAAGAGCUGGGGCUUAUAUUUAUGGCACAUAACCCUGAGUGUAUGCCUGUCACAGGCUCAAUUUAUUAUCUGAUAGACCAGAUUCUGAUUGUGCUCAAGGAGGGCUGUUGUGUAUGGCUGGUGGGCAAAGAUUGUUCUGGGAAUGUGAGACCAUUGAGGGAAAAGUUAUAGAUCUUUGAGGCAUAUGAGAUUUGGUGUGUUCUGAGGAAAAUAAAAUGAAAUGGAAUAUUUAACUGACCAAUGAGAGCUAGGACGGGAAAAUGUGUUUCCCAGUAAAUAAUAAACACAGACAUUGUUAUUUA
Messenger RNA from Paramormyrops kingsleyae, 2527 nucleotides. Its product is annotated as desmin. NCBI's taxonomy places the organism in Eukaryota, Metazoa, Chordata, Actinopteri, Osteoglossiformes, Mormyridae. The record is from RefSeq and is a predicted model, not a curated record. Gene Ontology annotation, molecular function: structural constituent of cytoskeleton. Gene Ontology annotation, cellular component: cell-cell junction; sarcolemma; intermediate filament. Gene Ontology annotation, biological process: skeletal muscle organ development; intermediate filament organization.